Planococcus citri (citrus mealybug) is the source of this 1771-nucleotide messenger RNA. Its product is annotated as esterase E4-like. The record is from RefSeq and is a predicted model, not a curated record. Bases 77 to 1705 code for a protein of 542 amino acids. Gene Ontology annotation, molecular function: serine hydrolase activity. NCBI's taxonomy places the organism in Eukaryota, Metazoa, Arthropoda, Insecta, Hemiptera, Pseudococcidae. The transcript has 10 exons.
CCUGAAAUACCUAGCUUCGGUUUAAAAUCAUACUUUUUCAAAUUCGUUUAUUAAAUUCAUUCGCUUCAUUUUAAAAAUGUCCGAAAAAGUAACUGUCACCGUGAAUGAAGGAAAAAUUCGUGGUUUAAAAACGAAAACUGCGUAUUCUGGCACGGAAUAUUACAGCUUCUUAGGAGUGCCAUAUGGUCAAUCACCCGCUGGUGUGGGCCGCUUCAAGGAUCCUGUCAAGGUUAAACCAUGGAACAGUAUUUUAGAUGCAACGGUCGCAAAAGAAGGUUGUUAUCAAUUCUCGUUGAUGAAAAAAUGCAUUGUAGGUUCGGAAGAUUGCUUGUACAACAAUAUUUAUACACCAAAGCUACCAUCAGAAGGAGAUUCUUUAAAAGCAGUUAUAGUGAGCAUACAUCCUGGAGGCAUGUUUCACGGAUCGCCAGAUCCAGAUUACUAUGGUUCGCCUGAAUAUAUCAUGCAUCGUGAUAUUGUAUACGUCUGCAUGGGAUACAGAUUACACAUAUUAGGACUAUUAAAUCUGAAUACAAAGAACUGCACGGGAAAUCAGGCUAUAAAAGACAUAAUCCUGAGUUUGAAAUGGAUCAAAGAGAAUAUUCACGUUUUCGGAGGCGAUCCAGAAAAUAUUACUUUGAUGGGAAGCAGCAGUGGGUCAGCAUAUGUCCAUUUGUUACUACUAUCACCUUUGGCAAAAGGUUUAUUCCACAAGGCAAUUCUCGCCGGUAUGUACAUUUUGAAUCCACUUCUAAUCCAUUCUCAAGAUUACAUUUUGACUGCUUAUGAACUCGCUAAGGAUAUGGGUUACAAUGGCGAAUUGGGAGAGAAUAAAAAACUGCUCAAUUUUUACAGGAAAUUAGACUUUAUACGAUUUAUUACAGCGCGAUCAGAAAAAUACUUGAGCCAAAGUACUCUUCGAGCUUUUCCUGCAUCGCCAUACAUACCUACAGUAGAUCCGACAGAAAAUUCUCCCAUUCCUAUAUCACCCGACAAACUAGCCCCUUCAACCAAUCGCGUACCAAUUAUAAUAGGAUUUUGUGAAAAAGAAGCUGCAAUGGGCGUCGCUUUCUUUCCAUCGAAUCAGUCUAUAGCUGACGUUUUUCACACAGCCAUAAGUCAAAACUGUUGGGGAUGGGGAGCUGAUUUGAACACAGAUGAACAAAAACAAAUACAGAAAGAAGUGGAGGACUUUUAUUUAGGAGGUCAAUCGAUAGAGACUGCAUCUAAACCUCUCUUAUGUGAUAUUAUCACAGAUGCAGGUUUAUCAGACGUUUACGACUCUUUAAUCAAUGUCAUAUCGGAAGAUGUUUCGUCACCAGUGUAUGUGUAUAAUUUUCAUUACGAUGGUAAAUUAGACUGGGGUAAGAAAAUGAUCAAAGAAUCCUCCAAAUUGGAAAUGCAAGGAGCAAGCCACGCAGCUGAUUUCGGUUACUGGUGUUACAUGGAAAUGGUCGCUGGUAAACAAAUGACUCAAAUAAAUCCAAACGAUCGAGAAAUGAUAGAAACUUAUGUAAAUCUGAUGACAACUUUCGCUAAAACCAGCAAUCCCAACUAUAAAGGAAUCGGUGUCAAUUGGAAACCAUCAAAUCCCAAAAAUCCCAGUCAUCUGAUCAUAAACGAACAACUAAAAGUUGAAAAUGAGCUUUUGAAUGGCGCACGAAUGGAGUUCUGGCACAAGUUAAAAAGGAAAUUCAAGAAAUGACUGUAACAAUUUGUAAAUACAAUUUAUUUAGAUGCACUUUUAUUUUCAAAAGCUGCAUUCAUAUAC